Molecule: messenger RNA, 534 nt
Organism: Ceratotherium simum simum (southern white rhinoceros)
Lineage: Eukaryota; Metazoa; Chordata; Mammalia; Perissodactyla; Rhinocerotidae
Gene: DUXA
Product: double homeobox A
Biological process (GO): regulation of transcription by RNA polymerase II
Cellular component (GO): nucleus
Molecular function (GO): RNA polymerase II transcription regulatory region sequence-specific DNA binding; DNA-binding transcription factor activity, RNA polymerase II-specific
Source: RefSeq, a predicted model, not a curated record
AUGGCCCAAGACGUCUCUCCUAACAAGACCACAGCGACAAAUCGUAGACGCAGCCGUGCCAAAUUCACGGAAGAUCAAUUGAAAAUCCUCGUCAACGCAUUCAACCAAAAACCUUACCCAGGUUACGCUACCAAAAAAAGACUUGCUUCAGAAAUCAACACUGAAGAGUCUAGAAUCCAGAUUUGGUUUCAGAAUCGAAGAGCUAGGCACCGAUUCCAGAAAAGAUCAGAACCUGAGGAGGACUUAAAAUCAAGCCAAGAUGAAGAUCACCCUGAAGAAAAGAUUCGAAGUAGAGAAGACAGACGGUGCCGUACCAGCUACACUUCCUCCCAGUUACACACCCUCAUCGAGGCAUUUAUGAAAAACCCAUAUCCUGGGAUUGAUUCCAGAGAGCAACUUGCUAAAGAAAUUGGAGUUCCAGAGUCGAGAGUCCAAAUUUGGUUUCAAAAUCGAAGAUCUAGAUUCCAUGUCCAGAGAAAAAGAGAACCUGAUGAGGCCUUAGAACAGAGACAAGACCAGGGACAAGAUCCCUGA